Molecule: messenger RNA, 304 nt
Organism: Paramecium sonneborni
Lineage: Eukaryota; Ciliophora; Oligohymenophorea; Peniculida; Parameciidae
Source: the annotation of a GenBank genome assembly
AUGAUCAAUGAAACCUUAAUAAAUGAAGGACCUCAAAAUCUUUAUGAUUAUUUUCCAACAAGUAUCUCAUGUCCUCAAGCUGAAAUAAAAGAAGAUGAAUCACCUGUUUAAUAACAUUAUAUCAGUUCAUUUUGCUUUUAACUUAGAAAGUACUAAAAAUAGAAAUUUAAUACUUAGAAAAAUCAAACGAAAAAAGAAUCGCCCAAGCCUUUUGAAAAUAGAAGAUAGUGGGAGAAAUGUAAAGUUAUAUUCGUGUUCACUUUUAUCUAAUAAUACAGAAAAACCUGACAACGAUACUUAAUGA